Molecule: messenger RNA, 1789 nt
Organism: Stegastes partitus (bicolor damselfish)
Lineage: Eukaryota; Metazoa; Chordata; Actinopteri; Pomacentridae
Product: plexin domain-containing protein 1-like
Exons: 14
Coding region: 2-1471 (489 amino acids)
Source: RefSeq, a predicted model, not a curated record
CAUGUGUUUCAGUUUGGUGAUGCUGUUUCUUUGUCUUUCCCAAACAGAGCUGGAUAAAGUUUGGGCUCAGCCGCAGACAGAUGGCUGGUACAAUGUCGUCUCACAGCCGCAUGAGGAGUCAACUGGAAGCGAUGGUGAUGCUCUCAGAGGCCACAGGUCAUCCUCUGGCCACAGCAGGAUCAGCAGGGCCGUCCUGGGUGGAGGACUGAGCAUCAGCACCCUCCCAGACAACAUGACACGCGUCGUGGAGGAUUCUGGCAAGUAUUACACGUGGCGCAACUUCGGCCCUGAGGACCAGAGAACACAGGACCUGUGGGUAGACAUGAGUGACGUCCGGCACGGCCAAGUUAGAGUCCAUGGCAUUCUGUCAAAUUCAUACAAGCAGGCUGUGAGGGUUGCCCUGUCUUUUGACUUUCCUUUUUACGGCCAUUACCUGAGGCAGAUUACCAUAGCAACAGGAGGGUUUAUCUUCACAGGGGACAUUACUCACCGUAUGCUCACCGUGACUCAGUACAUCGCCCCUCUGAUGGCGAAUUUUGACCCCAGCUACUCUAAAGAAUCCACCGUGCAAUACCUGGAUAACGGAGAGGUGUUUGUGGUCCAGUGGGAGCAGGUCAGACUCUCGGGCCGGGAGUCAGUGGGAGCUUUUACAUUUCAGGCUGCACUUUACAAAACAGGGACCAUCACUUUCAGCUACCGAGACAUCCCGAUGUCAUUAGAUGUGAUUGGCACAGCUGAGCAUCCGGUGAAGGCUGGUUUGUCUGACGCCUUCAUGGUCAUGUCGCCCUCCUCUCAGUCACCAGGUGCCCCACGGCAAACUAUCUACGAGUACCAUCGAGUUGAAAUCGACACCACAAAGAUUACCAACUAUUCUGCUGUUGAGUUCACUCCACUCCCCACCUGCCUUCUGCAUGGCAGCUGCGAGCUCUGCCUCUCAUCCAACCAAACCUCUGGUUGUAGUUGGUGUCACGUCCUCCAGAGGUGUUCAGAUGGCAUGGACAGACACAGGCAAGAAUGGCUGGAUUAUGACUGCUCAGAAGAGAGCAAAGAUGCGACCUGUGAGGAUUACAACCGAGGCGACAGCUCCACCGAUUCCUCCAUCACUCCAGAGAUCGAGGACACAACGGCUUUGACUCCUCAACAAAAAGGCUGUGAAAGCGAUGAUGACACCAAACGUCAUAUAUUCAAGACUGGCAGUGAUGUUAAAACGGAUUCUUCGAAAAAGAGCGAGGGGCUGGCUAACACUGGGGUGAUAGCUGGGAUAGCAGCUGCUCUGGUGCUACUCUUGGCUUUGGUACUUGUUGCACUGUACAUCAACUGUCAUCCUGCUGCUGCAUCGCCGCUUUACCUCAUCCAGCGACGCAAGAGCUACUGGCCUUCCUUGAAGUUCCAAAAGCAACAGCCUGGAUACACAGAAGUGGAAGGAGAAGGUCACGAAAAAGACAGCAUUGUCGAAGCUGGACCAUGUUGAAGCCACGAGUGGAAACAUGUACAUUUGUGCAAAAAAAAAAAAACAAUCCAAUUCCAAAAAGUUCUACAUGAAGUCUUUUUUUUUUAAAGUUUGUGAUAUCACUACAAAAAAGAUGAAAAUGUUGCAGCAGUUUAGGUAGAGAAUAGCUAAAUGUCUCUGCUGGAAGAAGUGAUGGUGACGACAUACUCUCCUUUAAAAAAAAAACACAAAUUUGACUGCAAUGAACUGUGAAAUGCAUGCCACAACGUUGACAUUCUUAGAAAAUUACGGAAAUUGUGCUGCUUCACAUCAAGCGAAUAAAGAUGUGGGUGUGCUUCA